GUAGCCCUGUGACGUCUCCCUCCUCCCCGAAGAACUUACGGGGGCAGCAUCCGGUGAUUUUAGCCACCGGGACACAAAAACGAGAAAUACCCGAGUCUGCCGGACUUGAGGCUCGGAAGGAGGGCUGAACUUGCUACCCAGGAGGCUCACCAUCAACCCGAACCGACUCUUCAACCACGGCUGAGCUCAGCAAGCUUCUCGCCUUGCUGAUCAGCCAGCUAGCCGUAAGCUUCCCCCCUUUAACCCGGAGCGGCGGCGGUAGCAGCUGUGACAACAAAAACCGAGGAAACCGAGCUGUCAGCGACCAGCUCAGCAAAAAAGGACCCUGGAAAUCAAGCAGGUUCGCCUAAUAGACUGUCAGCUUUACUGGUAGGCUGUUUUAGGGUUGUCGACUUGAGUCCUGCCAUGAAUGGUUAAAGGGAAACCCUGUAAAAUACGGAAAAUAUCGCCUACAAACAAGGCUGCCAGCUGAUCAGAAAGCCCGGUGCUCAGGUGAUUCUAACUGACAACACGGCUGUUUUCCAGCUUUCUGUAGGGUUAGUUUCAGAACAGGGGACGAAGCGAAAAGCACAGCUGGGGUGGUUUAGUCUGACAGCAGCCCAUCCUGUCUGGCUGUGUUCAAAGGGAAAAGCCGGCUUCUCUUACUUCCAUGCUUGUUUAACUUAGAGGUCUGAGUUUGUGUACUUUGUGUUGUGUCAGUGUCGAGUAACAUGCCAGCGUGUCAGGUAAGUCCGGGACGUGUAGAGGCGGCCAGGUAAGGCGAGCUGGUGAAAGAAGAAGAGCUGAGAAUUUAGAAUAAAAGGGCCUUAUUUCCUCCUUUAAGCUCUGCCUUGUUCUCUUGUAGGCCCUUUUGUACUUUUCAAAGCAAAAGAACUAACAAAAGGACUGCUCAGAAGACCCUUACAGAAGCCCACUGUCAGCAUGGACCUCUGACAGGUGAAGGAGUGAGUCUGAACAGGUGGAGCUUGACCAUCGUUGGCGUUUGGUGUUAUCUGAGUUAAAAUAUGCUUCAGAGAUGGUGCAUUUAUAGCAUUUAUAAGGUGGCAUAGAGUUCAGAGAGGAUGGCUUGCUGAGUACAGUCAUGGUUAGAGGCUGCCUGUCGUGACACCAAGUUAUAUAAGAGUCGUGUGGAGGUUGGGGAUGUUUCGUCCGGCGACGAUGUCGCCCGCUUUCGUGCUGCUGCUGCUGGGCUUCUCCGUCCGGCUCUCUCAAGCCAUGACCAGAGACGAGAAGCACAGACUGAGGAAUCAGGUGGUGGAGAUGUUUGACCACGCUUAUCAGAAUUACAUGGACCAUGCCUACCCAGCAGAUGAGCUGAUGCCUUUGACGUGCCGAGGACGGGUACGAGGGUUGGAGCCCAGUAGAGGAGACGUGGACGACGCUCUGGGGAAGUUUUCUCUCACCCUCAUCGACACUCUUGAUACUCUGGUGCUGCUGAAUAAGACGGCGGAGUUUGAGGAAGCUGUGAAAAGGGUACUGAAGGACGUCCGUCUGGACAAUGAUAUUGUGGUGUCAGUCUUCGAGACCAACAUUCGAGUGCUGGGGGGGCUGCUGGGGGGACAUUCGAUGGCAGUGAUGCUGAAAGAGAGAGGAGAGCGCAUGCUCUGGUAUCAGGAUGAACUCCUGCACAUGGCCAAAGACCUGGGGAUUAGACUACUGCCUGCAUUCAACACCAGCAGCGGCCUGCCUUACCCCAGAGUCAACCUGCGGCAUGGAGUUCAGGGUCCUGAGACUCGAACAGGCACUGAGACGGACACCUGUACCGCCUGUGCCGGCACCAUCAUCCUGGAGUUUGCUGCUCUGAGCCGCUUCACCGGUGACCCUGUGUUUGAGGCCCAUGCAAGGAGAGCUAUGGACUUCCUGUGGGAGAAAAGACAAAGAAACAGCAACCUAGUGGGAAAAACCAUCAAUAUCCACUCUGGAGAGUGGGUUUGCAGGGACAGUGGCGUAGGAGCAGGCAUUGACUCAUACUACGAGUACCUCCUGAAGGCCUACAUUCUUCUAGGAGACGACCAGUUUCUUCAGCGCUUCAAUAUUCACUAUGCGUCCAUAAUGAAGUACAUUAGCCAGCCUCCCCUGCUGCUGGACGUUCACAUCCACAAACCCCUGCUGCCCGCCCGCACAUGGAUGGACUCCCUACUCGCUUUCUUCCCUGGUCUGCAGGUGUUGAAAGGGGAUAUCCGGCCAGCCAUUGAAACCCAUGAAAUGCUGUAUCAAGUCACCAAAAAACACAACUUCCUUCCUGAGGCGUUCACUACGGAUUUCAGGGUACACUGGGCACAGCAUCCUCUGAGGCCAGAAUUUGCUGAGAGCACUUACUUCCUUUAUAAGGCUACGAGGGACCCGUAUUACUUGGAGGCAGGACGGACUGUUCUGGAGAACCUGAACCGCUUCGCUCGCGUCCCCUGCGGCUUUGCUGCCAUGAAGGACGUCCGCACAGGAAGCCAUGAGGACCGCAUGGACUCGUUUUUCCUGGCGGAGACGUUUAAGUACCUGUUCCUGCUGUUUGCUGAGGAGGAUGAUUUGCCCUUUGAUGUGGAGGAUUAUGUUUUCACCACUGAGGCUCACCUGCUUCCUCUCUCACUCUCCACAGCCCUGCGCUCAGACCUGCCCCCUACAGACAACUCCACGGCAACAGAAGAGCUUGAUGACUCAAACUUUGAAUGGACAUGUCCCAACACCCGCCUUCUUUUCCCUGACCCCGCCUACCCACGGAACUUUAGGGAACCAAUCAGGAGUGUUGUGGACAAGAGUUGUCCUCGUCCUGCACUCCCUCGGGAGCCUGGAAUUGGUCGUGCUCCGCUCAGGGCUCAGGACUUCAUGGCUAAUAACCCAGAGCACCUGGAGCUCCUGAGAAGAAUGGGGGUCAGUCUGAUCCACCUGAAAGAUGGCAGAGUGCAGCUCGUUCAGCAUGCUACCCAAGCUGUGAGCGCUGUGGCUGCUGAAGACGGGAUGCGCUUCAUGCAGGAAAUGAUGGAGCUGUCCAGCCAGCAGCAGAAAGAGCAGCUUCCCCCUCGCGCCGUGCAGAUCAUAUCACACCCCUUCUUCGGCAGAGUGGUACUGACCGCUGGACCGGCGCAGUUUGGAAUGGACCUUUCAAAGAGCAACUUGGGGGUGCGGGGCUUUGUGACGGUAGCUGAGCCGUAUACAGGCUGUUCAGAGUUGAGCAAUGCUGAGUUUGUGGCUGGCCGUAUUGCUCUGCUGCAGAGGGGUCAGUGCAUGUUUGCUGAGAAAGCCAGAAACAUCCAGAAGGCUGGAGCCAUCGGAGGCAUCGUCAUAGAUGACAACGAGGGCAGCAGCAGUGACACGGCACCGCUCUUCCAGAUGGCGGGAGAUGGCAGGAGCACUGAUGACGUCACUCUGCCUCUCCUCUUCCUGUUCCACAAAGAAGGGAACAUCCUGCUGGAGGCGCUGAAGGAGCACAGGGAGGUGGAGGUGCUGCUCAGUGAGAAAGCGCGAGAUAGAGAAGCCAUAUUUAAAGGGAAAGCCCUGCCGGGCGCCCUGUUGGAUGGCAGUGGGGACGAAACAGAAGAAGAGGACUGCUGCACAGAGGACCACAGCUCCCCCACCCCCUCAGCAGACUCUGACCAAUCCCAGUUCACCACUCAGGAACAAAAGAUAGUGGAGGAGGAGUCAGAAAAGCCAGAGGCUGGGCUUAGCAACGAAACACCAGCGUCUGCAGGGGAGGAACCUGUAGAGGAAGAAGAUGCCAACAACCAAUCAGUAGACUCUUUAAUGGCUGACUGGCAGGAGGACUUGGAGGCCUUUAAGCAGAUGGAGAAGGAUGAACUUUGACCUCCUCUGUUGACCACGGGUAGGUCACGUAACAGCCAUAACAAAAAAAAAAAAAGACUGACUGAAGCGUCGGCUCAGACAAAUGUGGACACUUUCAGACACACCUGAUGAUGAGCUCUGGCUUUAUGAGCAGAGUUCAGUCACCUGUGUGUCAAUCUCAGGUGCUUCUCACUGAGCGUAAUGCUCACCUGUGCAAGCUCAAACUCACCUGGACCUAUUGUGCCCAGCACCCUUCUCCCACCAAACUCAAAACGCGGUCCAAACCAGCUCAUCUUUGCUGUCGUCUUCCUUCUUUCGAAAUCUGUGCUCAUGAAAACAUGGGUUUAAGUUAUGAACAUCCGUUUAAGUGAUUUAAGAGCUUGCUGGAACUGUGACGAAUCAUUUUUACGCAAUAGGGUUUAUAGGCCUUCUAAUUUAAUUUCUCAGAGUUUACAGGGUCGUUGUUGAGAAACGAGAAUGAUUUACAUGGGAAAGCAGGCCAUAGGAACUUUGCAGAAUCAGAUGACUGUAUAUAUGUAUGUACGUAUGGUUGUAUGAAUGUUCGUGUGUGCGUUUGUAAGUCUGUCAUUUCUGGAAUAGUCUGAGAAUCAAACUCUUUAAUCGUGUGCCUCAGUAUCGGUUGAUUUCUGCUUCUCAUACUCACCCUUAACACUCCACACACUUCCUGACUAAGGAAGGUAAAACGUGUUUGGAGCCAUUGAGCCAUGUGAGAAAAACAAGCGGUGGCUCUAUUCAGCAGUUGACUUUGUAAGGAAGCUUUUGAGCACGAGUCUCAAAGGUCAGUUAUUUAUCAUGCUGAACAGGUAGCCAACUGUCCAUAACUGUGUGCAUUAAAACAUAAAAGGCAGAAGACAUGAGGUUAGAGCAUCAGCUUUGGUAAAUGUGGGCCUCUGAGUCCAAAUAAUGUUGACUACCGUUGCUCAUUCGAGGGUCCAAAAGAGGUGUGAAAUCUAUACUGUCCACCAGAGGGUGCUGUCGCUUCAUGACUGCAAAAAAGGACUCGCUGACUGAUCUUGACAACAAGGCAAGAAGAAAAUAAUGUCAUAAACUGGAAAAUGAACUUGUUGAAGGCAUUCAAUGCAUUUAGAGUUAAUCAGACUCUUAUCUUUUUUACAUUUGAAUGGGACUGUAUGAAGAGAUUGUUAUGAAAAGAGUGAAAUCAGCAGGUUGUGCCCAAUAAAUGGUUAACACACAAA
Molecule: messenger RNA, 4991 nt
Organism: Colossoma macropomum (tambaqui)
Lineage: Eukaryota; Metazoa; Chordata; Actinopteri; Characiformes; Serrasalmidae
Gene: edem3
Product: ER degradation enhancer, mannosidase alpha-like 3
Exons: 21
Coding region: 1141-3795 (884 amino acids)
Biological process (GO): endoplasmic reticulum mannose trimming; mannose trimming involved in glycoprotein ERAD pathway; carbohydrate metabolic process
Cellular component (GO): membrane; endoplasmic reticulum
Molecular function (GO): mannosyl-oligosaccharide 1,2-alpha-mannosidase activity; calcium ion binding
Source: RefSeq, a predicted model, not a curated record